This is a messenger RNA of Arachis stenosperma, 799 nucleotides long. RefSeq lists its product as uncharacterized. The coding region runs from base 105 to 620 and encodes 171 amino acids. Gene Ontology annotation, cellular component: chloroplast. The transcript is spliced from 3 exons. The record is from RefSeq and is a predicted model, not a curated record. NCBI's taxonomy places the organism in Eukaryota, Viridiplantae, Streptophyta, Magnoliopsida, Fabales, Fabaceae.
AUUGAAUUCAGACCCAUCCUAGCCUUAUCCUUAACUCCCGUAUAUUUAUUGGCCUCUAAUUUCACAGAAUUAAACAUACAUCUCCUAUAUUUAUUAUAUGCAACAUGCAUCCUGCAGCAGUUCCCAUGGUAUCCAAACUUUCGGGGAUGAUUCUAUUAUUUCCAUUUUCCAUACCAUGUUCUCUAAAGGACAUUACUACACACGAUGUCAACUUGUCAUGUCCCCUCAGAAUUUUGGAUUUGAACCACAGAAGAGGUUCGAGUCUUUCAUGUGCAGCAAGAAGGCAGGUUCGAUAUCAAGAUGGGGAUAUUGAUGAUGAUGAAUAUGGGCACAAUAAGGAAAUUGCAAUGUUGGAGUUGUACAGUCAAUCAGCAAGAGAUGAAGUACUCUUUGUUCAUGCCAUUGUGGACCAAGAGGAAGUAGAUGUGCUCAUCUUCAAGGGCCUUUCUUCAAGCUUGAGCUACAGUACCUCCCCAGAUUUAACUAGAAGCAUUCUACCAGAAAGGGCAGUGAUAAAGACCAUAGAUAGAAUCAAAGGGCCUUUCGACCCUAACAAUAUAGUGUACCUGCAAAAAGAUGUACCAUGGGAAGAUUUCAAGACAAAUCUGCUAUCUAAUUAAACCAGGUGUGUUGUGAAUGAACGAUUUGUCCCAAAGGUCGGGAUGAUUUUCUAAGACACUAGAAGAAGGCAGAAAGUUCUACAAAGAUUAUUUCAAACUUUCCAGUUUUUCUACCAAAAUAAGGAACCCGACUCGGAAGGGAGACGUGAUUAAGAAUCAACUAAUCGUAUGCAGUAGAG